UUUGCAACAAAAAAAUGAAGUUUCAAACUACUCCAGCUAAAAAGCAAAAACAAAGGCAACCUAAACCAAAAAAUAAAGAAAAUAAAUUAAUAUCAUUAGAAGAACAAUUAUUACAAGCAAUUAAACGGUCAUCACUUCGUUUAAUUGUCAAUUGUUAUAUUAAAGGUGUUAAUGCAAAUUUGGUAAUUGAUUCAACAAAUGGUGAUAAUCCUUUACAUAUUGCUGUACGAACAAACAAUAUUUCAACAUUGCAAGCAAUCCUUUUACUCUUUUCUGACGAACAAAUGUUGAAUGGGAAAAACAAUAAUGGAGAAUUACCAUUACAAUUAGCUGGAAGUUAUUCAUCAAAAAUUCGAGAUUGUAUUCAACUUUUUAUUUCAAUUCAUUGUGAAACAAACAAAGAAAUUUGUAAUCAACAACAAGAAUGUUCUAGUAUGGAAAAUGUGAAGAGGGAGGAUGGACCUAUUUUACUCUCUUUAGAUGGUGGGGGAAUACGUGGACUUGUUUUAAUUCGGGUUUGGUUUUUUCUUUUAAUUUUUUUGGGACUUGUAAGGCAACAUUUCAACAUUGCAAGCAAUCCUUUUACUUUUGAAAUAGAGGAAGACUUUUGUGACUUCUUCCUCUAUUUCUUGAGGUAG
This is a messenger RNA of Meloidogyne enterolobii, 638 nucleotides long. Lineage: Eukaryota; Metazoa; Nematoda; Chromadorea; Rhabditida; Meloidogynidae. The record is from the annotation of a GenBank genome assembly.